Messenger RNA from Helianthus annuus (common sunflower), 1634 nucleotides. Its product is annotated as anthocyanidin 3-O-glucosyltransferase 2-like. Bases 49 to 1506 code for a protein of 485 amino acids. NCBI's taxonomy places the organism in Eukaryota, Viridiplantae, Streptophyta, Magnoliopsida, Asterales, Asteraceae. Gene Ontology annotation, molecular function: UDP-glycosyltransferase activity. The record is from RefSeq and is a predicted model, not a curated record. The transcript has a single exon.
AUCAAACAUAAGCUGAUAAACAACAAGCAAGCUCUAAAUACACCAUUAAUGGAUAACACAUUUGCAGAGCUUGUGUUCAUCCCCGCACCAGCAGUUGGUCAUAUAAUGUCCGCCAUGGAGAUGGCAACAGUACUCGUGAACCGUCAUCAAAGCCUCUCUGUAACCGUUCUUCUCAUGAACCCUCCUUUAUCCGUCUUGGCUCUCACAACCUACAUCGAAUCGUUGGCUAAAAAAGCUAUCAAACGCAUUCGAUUCAUCAAACUCCCUCAAGAUCAAACACUACCAAAACUCGAUUCCAAAGCUCCCUUUAUGUCCUUCUAUGAGUUCAUCAACAGUCAUUGCAAAUACGUCAGAAAUAUUUUGGACGACAUCAUAAAUCAAACUGGUUCACGUAGGGUGGUUGGUUUGAUCGUUGACAUAUUAUGCACAGGCAUGAUAGAUGUGGCUAAUGAAUUUAAUCUUCCCACAUAUGUGUACUUCACUUCAAGUGCUGCUUUUCUUGGCUUUAAGGUGCAUUUCGAGACACUAUAUGUGGAUCAGAAGCAAGAUCUUAUGGAGUUGGCUAACUCGGAAGGUGAGAUAGUUAUUCCAAGUUUUGUUAAUCCGGUGCCCAUGAGGGUUUUUCCGGAGCUGUACCAGAAACAAGACGGGUUGGACUUUCUUAUUUGUGCUAUUGGGAGAAUGAGAAAGGCUAAAGGGAUCUUGAUUAAUACAUUCUUAGAGUUGGAAACACACGCGAUCAAUUGGUUUUCGGGCACUAACUUCCCGCCCUUGUAUCCGGUGGGACCUCUACUCAAUCUAGACGGUGUAGCUGGAAAAGCUGAUGACACGGAUGUGUUUAGGUGGUUGGACAACCAACCACGGGCGUCAGUGGUGUUGUUGUGUUUUGGGAGUAUGGGAUGCUUUGAUGAAGCCCAAUUGAAGGAGAUUGCACGUGGUUUAGAACGAAGUGGUCAUCGUUUUGUGUGGUCCGUACGUCGACCUCCUCCACUAGAGCAAUCAUUUGAAGUGCUCCCAGAUGAUUAUGAUGACCCGAGAGUAGUGUUGCCAGAUGGUUUCCUCGAGCGCACAUCGAGAGUAGGGAAAGUGAUUGGAUGGGCCCCACAGGUGUCAUUGUUGGCACACGAAGCAGUGGGGGGAUUCGUGUCCCACUGUGGGUGGAACUCGAUGCUAGAAAGCUUGUGGUUUGGUGUACCAACUGCUACAUUGCCGAUAUAUUGUGAGCAACAGAUGAAUGCGUUUGAAAUGGUGGUAGAUCUGGGACUAGCAGUUGACUUGAAAUUGGAUUAUAAGAUCAAUGUGAUAAAUCCGGAGGGGGAUAUGGUCAUUGUGAUGGCAGAUGAGAUAGAGAGGGGGAUAAGAAGUGUAAUGGAGGAUAACGAGGUGAGAGCAAAAGUGAAAGAGAUGAGUAAAAUGAGUAGGGCAUCGGUGGUUGAGGGUAGUUCAUCAUAUACUUCGGUUGGCUACCUCAUUAAAGAUAUGAUGAGAAAUAUCAUAUAUGUUUGAGUAUUGUAAGGGUUACUAAUUUACUAUUAGUGAUAUCCUAAUGUUUUCUGGUAGGAAGCAAGGCCGAAAAUGCAAAAUUGCAAGUUUUAUUUUUACGUGUAUUUAAAUUAUUUCAUGCUUGUGACUUA